Molecule: messenger RNA, 3688 nt
Organism: Podarcis raffonei (Aeolian wall lizard)
Lineage: Eukaryota; Metazoa; Chordata; Lepidosauria; Squamata; Lacertidae
Gene: CD99
Product: CD99 molecule (Xg blood group)
Exons: 11
Coding region: 498-1058 (186 amino acids)
Biological process (GO): positive regulation of neutrophil extravasation; homotypic cell-cell adhesion; T cell extravasation
Source: RefSeq, a predicted model, not a curated record
UCCGCUGUGAUCUGAGCAGCAGGCCUGCGAUUCCACACACGGCUCCCUUCGCAGAUGGAAGAAAGCCCAGCUGCGCCACACCCGAGCCGGCGGCUGCCCGCGGGUUUCCUAUUACUUCGGGGCAUGACUCAACGCUGGUGUCUUCUCCUGGCCACCGGGGUGGGCGGUGCUCUCCCUCGCCUCUCCUUCCAUUGGCUGCCGGCGCUCGGCGCCCACUCCGCAUUGGCCGCCCUUCUCCUGGAGGCGGGUCUCCGAGCGAGCGCCACUCCGAGUCCCCUUUUUGGCUGCGGGGCUGCAAGUUGCGGGUCGCUUGUUUUGCAGCUGAAGCGGAGACGGCGAGGAAGGGAGCUCGCGGGAAACGGGGUCGCUCGCGCCAUCCUCUGAGGGGAGUGGGGGAGAAACAAGGAAAGGACCCGAGCAGGGAUUGGGAGCGCCGCGAAGUUCGCCUCAAGUCUCGGCGGGCGGCAGCAGCAGCAGCUGUCGACGGCGGCGGGACCAUGACGAGACUCGCCCUCCUGGUGCCUUUCGCCGCGCUGGUGCUGCUGGCGGGACGCGGCCGAGGACAAGAUUUUGACUUGGCAGAUGCAUUUGGCGAUCCUGAAGAUGUAACACAGAAGCCGGUUCCACCUAACAAAAAGCCAACACAACAUGAUGAUGAUGGCUUUAACUUGGAAGAUGCCUUUGUUGAUGACCCCAAGAAGCCAGAACCACCAGCACCACCUCAGCCAAAUCCUGGAAGUCAUGGCAAUACCGGUGAUUUUAGUGAUUUGGAUUUAAAUGAUGGUCAGGCACCCCCAGAUCCACCAAAAGGCCGUGCUUCUAAUCCUUCUUCAGGUGGCUCGGACUCUGGUGGCAAAGCAGAAGAAAAUCCAGGAAUGUUAGCUGGAAUUAUUAGCUCAGUACUUGUAGCAGUAGCUGGGGCUGUGUCAAGCUUUGUAGCCUACCAGAAGAAAAAGCUCUGCUUCAAAGCAAGUGAUGAAGAAAAUGUUAAUAUGCAAAGUCAACAAGGAGCACAUUCUGAACCACCUGUUCAACGCACACUUUUGCAGAAACAGUAGCAUCCUUUAAGAUUAAGCGAAGGCCAGAAAACUGGACAGAGAACCUGCGUAUUUCCCUGAAAAAAUACCACACAUUUCAAGCAGCAAAAAAAAACGAAGUUGCAAAGUAGAGUGAAAAUAGUCCUGUUGAAAAUGUCUUUUGAAAGGGAGAAUGGACGUUUUGACAAAUCUAAGUACUUGUAUCUGUGGUUUACCCUUUGAAGUUCAAAGUUGCAUACUUGCUGAUUCCUGGCUUUAAAAAAAUUUGUAUUUGUUGGAAACUGUUGCUUUUGUCCGAAGACUCAUAUUUUGCAUUAUGGCAAGAACCUUAACAGAGGAGAUGAUUUUAAUGUAUACUGGUUAAAUGCCAAUAGGUGGGCUGCACCUGCCACUCAGUUGUUGGGAAUGGAAUAAAUGUUUGCCCUCUUCAUGUUCAUGCCCUAUAAUGCAGCACCUUACUUGUCCCCCAUAAGAAUAUAUCACAACCAUCUGCCAAAUGGAUAGAAGUUAAGCAUAGCCUUCAGGCCUAUGCUACACAUAGGGCUAAACUUCCUUGUCCCUAGAGACGCCAACUAUUUAAAAACUGCAUAACCUUAUCCUGGCUUUUGCUUUUUUUGUCAUCUUAGAAUGUGAGCAAUAGGUUUUUAUAUGUACAUGUAUUUGCCUUUGAAUAAGUGAUUAAGAUCUAAUGUCUCUUUUGGAGCAUCUCUGAUAAUUGUACCUUUGCCUUUACAAUGAUUGCAUAGGAGGUGGAGGUGCUAUUUGCAUUGCCUUGCUACUUAUUCUUACUCAGAGCAAGUCCUAUCUAGUAUACAUGUUACACCUGGGGCCUUUUGAAUGCAAAAUAACAAUACAGUGGUACCUCGGGGUAUGAACUUAAUUCGUUCUGGAGGUCCGUUCUUAACCUGAAACCGUUCUUAACCUGAGGCGGGCUUUCACUAAUGGGGCCUGCUGCCGCUGUGUGAUUCCGUUCUCAUCCUGGGCAAAGUUCGCAACCCGGAGCAACUACUUCCAGGUUAGCAGAGUUUGUAACCCGAAGUGUUUGUAACCUGAGGUACCACUGUAUUAUAUUGAAAUGAAGUGUGGAAUUUUGGGGGUGGAAGGGGAGGGCACAGUAAAGCUGUGCAGCUGCAUAAGCAUAUCAUGUAUAACUCAACCAGCCACUGUCUCCGAGCUGGAGUUGUUUUCUACAGGAAUACCAAAAAUUAAUUUAGCAAAUGCAAUUGCCAUUUAAAACUCAGUGAUAGCAUGUGCCUCUGACUAUGGGAUUUACCUCUUUAUUAUUCACAAGUGCCCUGCUUCCUCUUGUUUUGUAUUUACAAAAAAGGUUGACAUUCUUGUGACGACUUAGCUAUAUUUUUCAGUAAAUGGCUUCCAACAAGGCUUGUUUGACCAAUUGCAGAUGCCUUUAGCUGCAUACCUUGAAGUGCCAUUAAUACAGUAGUAGGUAAUUGAUCAGAAUAAUAUGAACUGAGCACUUUGUAUUCCACUUAAGGUGCAGAAAGGCUUGAUAAUGGUCACUGGGAGCAUGAAAAUGGAUUGUUUUCAUUGGAUCUAAAUAAAUUCCUGUCUACAUGAUUUCAGUUUUAAGAUUGUGGUAAAUGUUUGGUACAAGCUGACAGCAAAAAUUUAACCAGCUAAAUCAUGCAAUGAGCAUUAUUUUUUGGAACUCAGAUACUUUCUAACUAAGCAUUGUGCCAAUGUAAAAUCAAAGUUAUUGCAUAGAAUAUGAUUUCUGUAUGCAUGACUCUCGUAAUCAAAACAAUAUUGGAUGCCAUGUUCUUACUUAAACUAGAAACUAGAUGGUAGCUAGCCACACGUGUGGAGCAUGGGUGCUUAAAUUUAUUUCCAUUUUUAAUGCACACAGAACUCAAGAUCAGUUCUUCAUCAUAUUAUAAACUGAGCUAGGCACAUGCUCCACAGCAAAUGUGCAUCAGUUAACCUAAUAAGAAUAUUGCAUUUUGAGGCAAUAUGUGCCACUGAAUAAAACUUGCAAAGUGGCAAUACUUCUUUAAAAAGGAAAAUAAUCAUUUUGUAAACUACAAGCAAUGCUAAGCUUAAUAUUGGAAUGCUGCUGAUUUCUAAAGAUGUUUCUGUGUCAUUCCUAAACAGCAGAGUCUGAAUUUUGUGCCCAUUACCCCCACACCUUUGCAUAUUUUAUCUAAUGCUCCGCAGAACUCAGGACAGCUUACUUCCCAAUGACGUGUGCAUAAAAUUGGCUGCACUCCUAUAUGUAUUUCGAAGUAAACUAUAUUGAGGUCAGUGGGGCUUGUUUCUGAAUAAACAGACAUACAAUCAGGCCAUUAAUUUCUAAUGGAAAUCAUUGUUUUAUUUCAUCCCAUCUUAUUUCAUGUGUACUAUGUGAUAAAAUGACUUAAAACAGUAGCUGUUUGAGUGUGCUAAACUUCAAGUAGAGUAAGGAUGGUGGGCCUUUGCUUCUGCAGAGAUUGCCGGACUACAACUGCCAUCUUCAUUGACUAUUGGCCAUUCUGGCUGGCACUGAUGGGAGUUGGAGUCCAGCAACAUCUGGGGGACCACAGGUUGUGAAUUAGUGUUGUGGCUCCUUAGAUUGCAAGAACUUCUAGGAAUUUGGUAAUUAAGACAUAAUACUUGUGAUCUUUUUUUAAAAUAAAAAUCAACAAAACCUAAAA